UGAUGUUUGAGCUUCGCCUACGGGCAGUACGCGAUGUUACUUGAGUCUUAGUAUCGCGCCGGACGUUGGUCAAACUCUUUGUCCGUAACACUUGUUAAAUUAUUAUCACAACAUAUUAUUUAUAAUUUAAAAAAAAAAAAAAUACUAGAAAAAAUUCAUUAUUAGCAAAAAAAAAACCAAAAAAUUUUUUUUGAAACCGACAAUUUUUUACCUUUGUCGGAAUUUUUUACCUGCUACCUGCACUGACAUUAAACAGGUUAAAUUCCAGGUAACAGCGUCGCCAUGGGUUACGUCUGUUGUGCCAUGGAAAUUUUGUUUGUGUGAAAUGUUUUUUGUUAAUAAAAUUUAAAAUUUUUUUGAGCCGUUUAAAAAAUUUACAAGUGAUUUUUUUGGUAAUUGAUUUUUUGAAUUGUUUUUUGUUUGGUGACUGAGUGAUAGCUGGACAGGAUUAUGCACGGAAUAUUUUUAAUUGGGGUCUGCUCGUGAUUUUAUGGAGCGAUCCAAAGGACAGUGAAAUGACACGCAGAAUUAAUGCUAGCUUAACAAUAUGGACAGGUGUACUAUUGCUGUUAUUAACAACAAAAUCUCAAUCACAGACAACGGUCGAGUCCAUAACACCAGAAAUCAUAAGCAAAACAACAGAAAACACGAAAGAUUACGAAUUACUAUCAGGAAACAGUACAACAAUCUUACGUAAAACGUUAGCUGAUCAAGAAGUUGAUGUGUUUGCGCAUUUGCCAGCCUUGAAAAAUGAUAGAGAACGUCAAACACCUUUCCAUUCCUCCACAGCUAAAAUAACUACUGAAUCUAGUGUUGAUACACGUGACUCAUUACAAUCCAAUAUACAAAAUAACCAAAGAAAAUUUAAUUAUCAAGAUAAAUAUUCAAAUUUAAAUAAUAGUUAUAAUAAUAAUAAUAAUAGUAAUAAUAAAACGACAACAAAGUUACAAAAAAUUGAUUUACUGAAGACUGAUAAAAAUGAUAAAAUUAAUAGUUAUAACCAAUCGAAGAAACAUUUUUUUGAACAAUUAAUUUCACCAAAUGGGCAUAAAAUUCCUGACACAAACAGCCAUGAGUUGUCUGAACUAAAUAUUGAUACAGAUGACGAUAACAAUAAUAACGACAAUGAUGAAGACAAUUUUGAAGAGGAAUUGGAAUCACGUGAAGCAACAACACCCGGAGUGAUUAAUGAUUAUGGUGUUGUUUCGUUAAUUAAUGAUACUCAAGUUAAUUACAAAGGCCAGAAGAAAGAAAUACACGAAGAUGCUGUCAUGAUAAACAACAAGAAUAAUAAAGUAAAUAAAAAUAAAGUUGAGAAAUUGAAAAAUUUUGAUGAUCAAGUUGAAAUAAUAAAUACUUCUGCUACGAAAUUGAAUAGUCUUGAAGGUAUUGAGCGGAUUCAGGUACAGAAAUUGCCAUCAGAUUUCAGCGAAACGGAAAUUAUUGAUAAUAAAACGGAUAAAGUUUACGAUGAUGGGAAAAAUGUUGAAAAAACUGAAGUCAAAAGUAAUUAUGAGAAAAUUGAUGACAAAGCGGUUGAUAAAAAUGUCGACAAAGAAAUUGAAGAAAAAGAAGUGAAGGAAGUUAAUAAAAAUGGUGACAAGUUGGAUGAUAAUUUAGAAAAAGAGAUCGAUAGAAGUAAAAAUAGAGACAAAGAAAUUGAUAAAAAUGAUGAUGAAGAAAAAGAUUUAACGCCAAAAGGUCGCACGAUAUCAUUCGGUGGUGCCAAUCGGUUUAGUAGUACAGAAGAGAAAGCUAUUGGUUCUACAAAAGAAAAUACUGAUGUUAAUUUAACAAAAGACUUUAAGCCGUAUCCUUAUUUUAAAACAUCACCAGCUGUCACGGUUAAUAAUUCAGCUGUUAAUCUCAUAAAUGAUAAAAAAUCAACUGAUAUUAAUUUUAAUAAAGAAACCGAUGAAAUUUAUACCUUUGAAAAUACGAUCAAUAAGAACAAAGAAGAUGAUAAAAAAUUACUCAUUACCGAAUCCUCGGUUAUUAAUAAUAACAUCCAAACAAAACCAGUUAAUUUGAAACGUUCUAGUAAUACGACUAAAAUAUUGACAGAUUCGUCAUUAUUAUCGCCGUCAUCCUCUUCAUUGUCGUCGGUUACUGUCAAAUCGAUUCCUGCUGCAGCAAUAAAUACAACAUUGAAUAAUAAUAACGAUAAUUUAAAAAUAAAGGAUAAUGUCAAUGACAUUCCUCGUAAUCCCGAAGAAGUAAUAGAACGUAAAAGUGCACUAGAUUUGAGUAGCAACGGUUUAAAUAUUGAAAAUAUUGAUAAAAAAAAUUCAACAUUUACCGAAAUGGUGACAAGCGAGAGACCAAUUAUUGAAACAACAGAAAACAAUUCAAAAAUAAAUUUAAAUGUUAAUAAUACAACUGAACAAAACGUUGAUAUAAAAUCAGACAGUGAAAUAACGGCAAUAAAUGAAACAGAAUCAAAUGAUAAAGAUAAAACAAUAAACGAUACAACAAAUUAUAAACUAACAACAAGUUAUAUUAAAAAACCCUUAGAGGCAACUAAUUUAAACUCUUCUUCGUCUUCCAUAAAACCCGAGGGGAUUCAAUUAAUUUCAACUUCGGCUCCAACAUCUCCAGCACCGUCGUUUGACGUCGACGAGGACGUAACAACUUCCGGCAUCACGACAAAUAAAUUGGAAAUAACGAGUACGAUAAUGUCGGAAACAACUUUAUCGCCAGUAACAUCUACUACGACGAUGUCGAAUACUACAUCGAAAAACUUUUCCAGCUCAGAGACAUUGACAUUUAAUUCAAGCGGACGUGGAAUCGAUUUACCUGAAAGUACAACCUCCGCUGUUGAAUAUGAGUUUGUUGGACUUAAUGACACUACUUCAUCAACAUUUAUCAGCAAUAAUGAUGAUGUUAAGAAGAAUAUUUCAACGACUUUAAUGCCGGAUUUAUUUAACACGUCAAUGAGUAAUAACACAAUGGAAAUAAAUACAACUGAAAGUAUUACGAAGGAUUCAAAUAGUAGCACAGAUGAAUUAUUAACAACAACAGAAAGUAUUUUAACAGAUACUACAAGUUAUACAACUAAAAAUUUCGAUUACUCAAGUACUGAUGAUACAACAAAUUCAGAUACCGAAGGUACGACGAUUGGAAUGGAAUUAAAUGUUACGAAAGAAUUGACUGAUAAUGAGACAAAUAAUUCAAACAAUAUCUCGUCGACUACCGAGUCGUUAUUAACAACUGAAAUAAUUGACAAUGAUAAUAAUAGUAGUAGUAUGACGAGCCCAGUGGAAACGACAGUAGAUGAAUUAAAUACAACGAUGAGUACAUUGAAUGUGACAAGUUCAACGGGAUUAAAUGCUGACGAGAUGACGAGCACUAAAAUAGAGAGUAAUAAUAGUACGGUUGUUACAAAUAUUGAAGAUAAUAUUACUACUACAGUUGGGUCAGUUCAAGUUGUCACUGAGGACGACGUACAACGUUUUACUCCUGGAGAUGUCACUUUACUUGUCAGAAUAGUCGUCGAGGGCACUUGGUCUGACAUUUGUCAACAUUUACCUGCACUCAAACAAUCACUUGCUAAUUUACUCACUGCUGGGAUGGAAAAGCCGGUCUCCGCGAGCCAAAUAAUAUUUCAAAAAAAUCCGUGCACUGAAAUCGCUGCCAAAAAUAAUCAAAUAGAGUUAAUUUUAUCGACGAUUCUUCUGUACGUUAUUGAUGAAAACGGUAAUUUUGACGCAACAAUGACGCAGAAUCUGCCAAAUUUGUACAGUCAACGACCGUUCGAAUCUCUUUUGACUAUUCGCAGUUUCCAAUUAGUACAAGAUGGAGAUUCCGGAAAUGCUAUUGCAGUAAUCGUGGUUUCUUGUGUGGCUUUUGUAUGCCUCGUUCUCUUAGCCAGCUUACUUUUUAUUAUGAGAAAACGUCAAACGAGAUUUAAUUACGGGGAAAGAUGUCGACCAGUCUCUUUAGAUGCUUACAGUUUGGACAGCGUUUCAGCUUAUAAUAGUGUUAGACGUAAAGGGGCUGCACGAGCAUCUAAACGUAGUUAUGGAAACCCAACUUUUGAAGAUUCUACGGUAAUUCCAUCACAUCCAUUAAAUUUUGCUGGUCUAUCGGCAUUCUGUAAUGAACAAAAUGCAAUAUACGAGGAGUUCACAGGCAUACCACAGGUUUCAGCGCGUAUAGAUGAAUUACCACCUGGUGCGGAAGUUAAAAAUAGAUACGCAAAUGUAGUGCCUCUACCAGAGACACGUGUGCCUCUUAUGAAAAUCAACAAUGAUCCACUGAGUGAAUACAUCAAUGCAAGUUACGUACGCGGUCCUAAAAACGCUACUAAAUAUUACAUCGCGUGUCAAGCGCCAAUGGAGUCGACAGUGACCGAUUUUUGGCGAAUGAUAUGGGAACAGCAGUCUAAAGUCAUUAUUAUGCUUACCGAUCUCAUUGAAAAUGGUGUGGAUAAGUGUUCUGAGUAUAUACCGCCGUCAGAAGUUACCGAUUGCCAUCGUCUUUACGGAGACUAUCAAGUGACGUUAAAAAAACGAGAGACCAAAGAGAAAUAUGCGAUUUCUACAAUACAUUUAAAGAAUUUGGAAAAUAAUACUUAUAGAGAAGUAUUUCAUAUUUGGUAUUUAUGGCCAGCGAAUGGUGUUCAAACAGAUGCAGCUGGUCUAAUAGCAAUAUUACUAGAAGCGCGUGCACUACAAAGGGGUGGACCUGGGCCAAUUGUCGUUCAUUGUAGCCCAGGAACCGGUAGAACUGGUACACUAAUUGCUCUAGAUUUGGGUAUUAGACAGUACGAAAUAACGCGAACUGUUGAUGUACCGCGAGUUGUUUACACCAUACGGCGAGAUCGAGCCGGUGCUGUACAAACUAAAGAACAAUAUGCUUUUAUCUACAAGGCAUUAAAUUUAUACGCCACAAAACUUGCUGGUGGAGGUUUAGAAUCCACUUGAUAAAAGAAAAUAAAUAACUAAAUAAACAUCGAAUAAUUAACAAAUAAUUAAUCAACGUCAAGGAAACACGAUCUAAGUCAAUAAAUAAUCAAGUAAUUAAUUAAUUAUUAAACAUAUAGUUGGAUGAUUUAUAUUAUUACGGAUAUUAACAAUUGAUGGUAAUGUGUUUAUGAUUAAUUGAUAAUCGAUUUCAUACAAUGGUCAUAAACCCCGACUAUUCGUAUGAUAAAUAUCUACGUCGGUACUUUUUUAAGUAUCUAAUUAAUAAUAAUAAUAAUAUAUAUUUUAUGUGACAAUUAAACGCGCAAUGCCAAAUUAGUUUAUACGAUUUAUGUAUGCGCGUAUUUAAUGUCUCGUAAUUAUAAAAAUGAUAUUAUAAAUCUAUAGUAUUUUACACUCACACAUGAUUAUUAUUAUUAUUUAUAUAAUUUGUGAGGAUUUGAAGAUACAAAUAAUUAUUUUUUUUAUUAAUAUAAAAAAAAAAUCAGUGAGAUUUGAAUUAAUGCUACAAUUUUUUAUUCUGUUAAAAAUUGUUUCGUUUAUUUAUUUUUUUUUUUUUUUGUAGAAAAGAAUUAUAAGGAAUCGAGAUUAAUUAGAAAAAAUUUUAAUUUAUUUAUUUGACGAGGUGUCAGAUUACGAUACUACUGUACUGUUUUUUUUACUGUUUUAUUGUCUGGAGAAAAGUUAUUAGUUAUGGAAAAUUACUGCCUAUUGUGACGUUACACAGAAAUUGUGUGAAAUCGGUGAGAGGAAUCAAUGAAGCGGGUUCAGUUUUCUGUAAUUUUGUGGAAGAAUAUAUGAGUUGAUUGCAAUAUUUUUGUUAGUAUUUGGGCACUGCAUAAAUUUUUACUGUUUCAUUGUCGACUAAAAUUAAAUUAUUGUACUGGUCUGUUGCCUACGAGUGUAAAUGUACACGGGAAAUUGCCUACGCAAUUUAUUGCAUACAUUUAAUUGACGUUCUGAAUACUAAUAUAUCGAUUGUUGUUUUAUUUAACAUUCUUUAAAUUUUUCCGUGACGAUUACGAAAAUGGAUACAAAGAAGACUCGUAGGCUUUAUAAAAAAUUGAGUGAAUAGAAAAAUAAAAUUAUCGAGGCCCUUCUUCUGGAAGAACCGAAAAAAUUUGAAAUUAAAUUUUAAAAAUUAAUCGGCGCCUUGAAAUUUAACAUAAGUAGUAAGCAUUUUUUUUGAAGAGCAACUGCAUGAGUUGUAAAUACGCAGAAUAGUAACUAAAAAAAAUCACCUGAUAAGUGAUUAAAUUCAAAUAAAUCUUUAUAAAAUAAUUAGCAAUUAUUUUCUUCCAAUAGAAAUAAGAAAAUUAUUUUUGAAUACCAUCAAAUUUUUAAUUAUUUCUUUAAAUUAUUUGUUAGAUUGUUUUGCUCGCGCAAUUUUUGCAUUAAUUAAAAUUUCAAUUUUUUUAGUCGCUGACAAUUGAACAGAAUUUAUUCAAAAAAAAAAAAAAACAAGUUAUGUUUUGUUCUUAUAUAGGGUAGAGGUACCGUUUGUGGUCAUUGCUCCAUUUUUGGACAUUUACUACUUUAUUUUAAUUAAUGAAAAAGUGUAAAAUAAAAUUUUCAUUUUAAUAGUGGGAUAAAAGUUUCUUUGAACGCAUGGAAAAAAUAAAUUCUGUCAUUGCGUCUUUUACGGAUUAAUUAUUUGAAUUUUUCAGGUGUCCAAAACUGGCCCUAAAGUGGCCAAAAACGGUACCUUUAUCCUAAAGUCUACUAAAAUAUAGCACACCGUCACUUUAUAGGGUAGAGAUGCCCUUUUUGGCCACCUUCGGACCAGUUUUGGACCUUAAAAAAUUUUAAUAAAAUAAUUUGUUAAAGACACAAUGACAAUUAAUUUUUUCCAUGCGUUCAAAGAAAUUUUUAUCCCACUAUUAAAAUGGAAAUUUGACUUUAUAAAGAAAAAUCUUUUAUUAAUAAAAAUAAAGCAUUCAAUGUCAUGUCCAAAAAUGAAGCAGUGGCCAAAUGGUACUUCUACCCUACUUUCAACAAAAUUUCAAGAAACUGAGUCCUGUCAAUCCAUUUACACUAGACAAUUAAACAGUAAAAAAUUUUAUUGAUCUUCCUAAUUUAAUUUUAAAAAAUGAUUUAUUUAAAAAUUAAUAGCAAUUGGAAUAAAAAAAGUUGAUAAAAAAUACUCGUUAUAAUUCGAUUAUUGUUAUGAAGUAUUAAAUAAUUAUUAUAAGAUUACUAUUAAUAUAUUUGGACUCUCUAUUAAUUUUUUCAUGUAAAUACUAAAAAUUACCAGGCCGCGUUAAUUUAAAUUUAACAAAAUUUUGUUGCAAUUUGUUAAUAAAACUUUUUUUUUAUUGAAAAAAGAACUAAAUAUUCAUCGACUUUAAUUAAAGGACGAAUGAAUAAAAGCUGGCUCAAAAAAUAUAUAUAUAUUUUUUAUGGAAUUAUAUGAUGCAGAUUUUAAUAUUUGAAUUCUGUUAAAAGUUACCGUUUAAGAUUGAAUUGUAUAUUUAUUAUUAAUGUGAUUUAAAAAUAUUUUGUUUGUUAGAAGAUAUAUAUUAUAUUAAUGAUUUUAUGAUAUAUAAUAUUUACAUUGCAGUACAUUUUUGUUGUAUACUCAAUUUUACUUUUUUUUUAUAACGACUAUUUAUACAAUUUGAAACGUCGUCAGUA
Molecule: messenger RNA, 7559 nt
Organism: Microplitis mediator
Lineage: Eukaryota; Metazoa; Arthropoda; Insecta; Hymenoptera; Braconidae
Product: receptor-type tyrosine-protein phosphatase zeta
Exons: 9
Coding region: 516-4925 (1469 amino acids)
Biological process (GO): protein dephosphorylation
Molecular function (GO): protein tyrosine phosphatase activity
Source: RefSeq, a predicted model, not a curated record